AUACUGUACGUAACCUACACUCGAGAACACUCUAAAAUUUCUUCUCCAAUUAACGCUACGCUACCAACUUAAGACUACUUCUCACCCAUCUUCCUCUCUGAGAUUACCGCCGGAGCGAAAAUCCGAGAGGAAGAAAUGAUCGUGUGCGUUGCCGUCGUUGGCCAUCAGAACAAUCCUCUCUACAUACAGAGCUUCACUGACGCCGAUGAUGCUUUGAAACUCCACCAUAUCGUACAUUGCUCCCUCGAUGUCGUCGACGAACGAGUGAACAAUCCAAAAAAAUCAGGACCGACAUUGAAUGAGACCUUUCUGGGAUUACUUUAUCCUACUGAGAAUUAUAAAGUUUAUGGUUAUUUGACCAACACAAAGGUGAAGUUCAUUUUAGUGACUACGGAUUUAGACGUUAGAGAUGCCGAUGUUAGAAAUUUUUUCAGGAGGUUCCAUGCUGCAUAUGUUGAUGCUGUCUCGAACCCAUUUCAUGUUCCGGGUAAAAAGAUUACAUCCAGGACUUUUGCAGAUAGAGUGAGCACCAUUGUCCAGUCAUUUGGUCUUAGUUCAGCUGUGUGAUUCUGGUUUGUGUUAAAGUCCCUUGAAUAGCUUUAAUUUAACUAGCAAGUUCUGUUAAUUUUUAUAUGCACCCUUUUCCUGCCUCACUUAGGAGUUUGAACAUACUUUAGUAUCAGUUCGAGAUUUUUUCCUUUCUUCAUUUUUAAAUAUCCUUGUUCUAUAUUUUGUCUUAUAGAAAUUAUUUUCUUCCGAUUCGUAUAAAA
Molecule: messenger RNA, 770 nt
Organism: Gossypium raimondii (Peruvian cotton)
Lineage: Eukaryota; Viridiplantae; Streptophyta; Magnoliopsida; Malvales; Malvaceae
Exons: 5
Coding region: 136-567 (143 amino acids)
Biological process (GO): endoplasmic reticulum to Golgi vesicle-mediated transport
Cellular component (GO): cytoplasm; TRAPP complex; nucleus
Source: RefSeq, a predicted model, not a curated record